AUGUCCUGGCCAUCGUCCUCCGCCAGCGACUUCAUCGUUGGUUUCAUCGCCGGAUGUCUGACCAUUAUUGUCCUGCUGGCCCUCGCGGCCUUUUCCUUCACUCGCACCGCCGACAUUUACGGCCUGGGUCACUGGAAACUCAACGUGAGGACGCCACUCCCAUCCAUGUGGAUGAACCUGGGCUUCUGGACUCGAGAUGACGGCAAACCCAUCCACCACUUUGACGAGGCUGCGCGCACCAUGCUCGACAAGCUCUUACAAGCCGCGGGCCUCACCUCCGCCGCGAAAUCGCACCACUCAGUCGCCGUCCUAGACGUCGGCUUCGGAUGUGGCGACCAGACCGUCGCCCUCGCCGAGCUUAUCCAGGCUUCAUCCCGGCCUCGGUUUCGCUACGUCGGACUCACCUUGAACGCCGCGCAGCUCCAAGCAGCCCAGCAACGACUCGACGCCGCACUCGCCAUCCAAGAAGGAGACGGCAGCGCACUCGGACUCCCCCCAAGCUCCUUCAAGCUGUUCCAGGCAGACGCGGCCAAGCCCGAGUCCUGGAGCAGCGCCGUGUGCGCCUCCGUCGACGGGUUGGCCGACGAGACUUUUCGUGAGCGCUGGCUCAUGGGCUUGGACUGCCUGUAUCACUUUUCGCCGUCGAGGAGGCCCAUCUUCAGGCGUGCUUCUCAGACGCUCAACGCAAACGUCAUGGCUUUUGACUUGAUCCUCGGCGACGCGGCGUCUACGUGGCAAACCCUGGCCGUUAGAACACUGGGGUUUAUCCUGCUGUGUCCUUGGCGCACGUUUUUGACCGAGGAGCAGUACCGGGAUCAGCUUGUCGAGUGUGGCUACGACAGGGCGUGCGUUGAGAUUCGGGACAUUUCAGAUCAUGUUUUUGGCGGGUUGGCGGGCCACUUGAGGAGGCAAGAUGCUGCUUUGAGUCCGUACGGUAUCUCGUUGUCGGGGUAUACGAUGGUGGGGAGGAUAUAUGAGUGGUUUGAUCGGACGCGGGUGUUGAAGGCGGCGAUUGUUGUUGGGAGGAUAAAGAGCAAGAGUCAGUAG
Messenger RNA from Trichoderma aggressivum f. europaeum, 1047 nucleotides. RefSeq lists its product as uncharacterized. The coding region runs from base 1 to 1047 and encodes 348 amino acids. The transcript has 2 exons. Lineage: Eukaryota; Fungi; Ascomycota; Sordariomycetes; Hypocreales; Hypocreaceae. The record is from RefSeq and is a predicted model, not a curated record.